Molecule: messenger RNA, 6024 nt
Organism: Plutella xylostella (diamondback moth)
Lineage: Eukaryota; Metazoa; Arthropoda; Insecta; Lepidoptera; Plutellidae
Biological process (GO): intracellular protein transmembrane transport; positive regulation of D-glucose transmembrane transport; positive regulation of vesicle fusion
Cellular component (GO): plasma membrane
Molecular function (GO): calcium ion binding; calcium-dependent phospholipid binding
Source: RefSeq, a predicted model, not a curated record
UUGAUUUGACAGUUGACUGACAUUUCAGUAGAGCUGCCGUGUCGUGUGUCUUUCAGACGAAAUUUAUUUAUAAAAAAGCUUUCAUUUUGUCUAUUUAUAUACGAACUCAAUUAGCUUUAACCACUAUUUUGGUAUAUCAUAGGCACUAAGAGCUGCUGUGUUUAUAUUGGCUACGUAAUACGCAUCAGUAAUGCGGACUCUUUGUGUUCAGUUUUCGCCCAAAAUACCGCGUUUGUUUACUACACACAGCCCAAAAGUCGGUGCUACGUAUUAGUUCUACUAUUCCUAUAUUCAUCUACACGUUUGUCUACUCGAGUGCGGUCAGAAAAGUGUACUUUUUCAAUAAAUGUUACGCGCACGUCUAUUUCAUUGAUAAGAUACUAAUCUGGUUUGCCCAGCUGAUUAGGACGUUCGAAAAGUGCUAAUCUUGUCCGAAAUAGUGAUAAUAGGCGUCAAUAAUGUUGCUGUGACAGUCAAAUAUUGUGAUUUUGGAAGGUUAUUAAUUUAAUCAGUAUGAAUUUUUAAAACAAUUUAAAUUUACGUAGAAGAUGCCAGGAAAGAUCAAAGUGAAGGUGCUGGCGGGUCGUAACCUGCCGGUGAUGGACCGGGCCGGGGACACCACUGAUGCCUUCGUGGAGAUCAAGUUUGGUGGAGUCACGCACAAGACGGAUGUGUGCCGAAAGUCCCUGAACCCGCACUGGAACAGCACCGAGUGGUACCGGUUUGAGGUGGAUGAGUCAGAGCUACAGGAUGAGCCACUGCAGCUGCGGCUGAUGGACCACGACACCUACUCCGCUAAUGACGCCAUCGGGAAGGUGGUGAUUAGCCUGGCGCCGCUGCUGGCUCGAGACACGGCGCACACCAACAAGACGCCCGCCGCCGCCACGCCCAGUGGAGCGGUGAUGUCGGGCUGGAUCCCGGUGCUAGACACCAUGCACGGCAUCAGAGGAGAGCUGAACGUCAUCGUGAAGGUGGAACUGUUCUCCGACUUCAACAAGUACAAGACCUCGUCGUGUGGCGUGCAGUUCUUUCAUUGUCCAAUGAUCCCUCCAGGAUACAGAGCGUCCGCGAUCCACGGGUUUGUAGAAGAACUGGUCGUGAAUGACGAUCCAGAGUACCAGUGGAUCGACAAGAUCCGCACCCCGAGAGCUUCUAAUGAAGCCCGCCAGGUGGCGUUCAUCAAACUUGGGAAUCAGGUGCAACGGCUGGUGGGUCUGAAGGCGGCAGAAUUAGGUGCAAACGCCGUGGUGGGGUACCAGCAGGACUUCGACCUCGAGGGCGAGGCGGGCGUCGUGGCGCGGGCCAUCGGUACAGCAGUCAGCAUUACCCCCCUGCCUACACCGAGUAUACCCACCAACAUACCGCCCUGCAGUCAACAACAACUAAAACAGUACUUGGACAUUUUGUCGACGGAUAACGAAAAUAUUCCCGAUCUGAACCAGUAUUUUUCGACCCAUCAAGAUGAAUUGCAGAAACUGGUCAGCAUAUUGCAUCCGAAGUAUUCCUCCAACUUCUUGGAUGAGGGGGAGAAUCCUGAUGAUGAAGAGCCUAGCAACAGCCUGAUGCGGCAGUCCAGCAUCAAGAGCUACACAGAUAGCGUUUCCAUUUACCAAGACGAAUACGCUUCCCAUAAAAGUUUCCAAACAAUUACCGAAGACCAAACUGAUCUGAAUAAGCUUCUGAAUCGCAUAGAAAAAGAUAACUCUGAUGCUGACUCGGAUUCUUCAGGUCCCAUGCAGACUAUUAAAAAGAUUAAGUCCAACUUUUUCGUUAAAAAACUCGGCAGUCUCCGUCGUAAAUCUGAUAAGAGCGAGAAAUCGAACAAAGCAAACGAACGCGAUGAUACAGUAUCUAUAAAGUCAAAUUCUUCAGAUACUUCAAAGAUAUCUUUGAGUGAUCUGAAGAAUGAGUUCAAAAAGCGUUUGAAAAAGCCAAAGUUUCGUAAACCGCAGUUCAAGAAUCUAUCUGACCAGGGUGUAGGUAUGGCGUCCAUCCUCGCCCGGUCAGUCAUCCACGCCCAUACUAGCCUGGCUUGCAUCGCCGAGACGCAGGAUUCAGAGACUUCCCCCGCGUCAACGCUUAGAAGAACUAGCGAAUCCGAACCAACAAUCAACAUGACGGAUGAGGAAAUACAGAAACUCCAACCGAAGAUUGUGCCAGAAAUUUUCGAGGAGGAUAAUUACGAAAGUGGCCCGCCAGUAGACCGAUGCGUUUCGCUUAAAGACCUCAAUUUAGAGCAGGACAAAAACGUCUUGCCUGUCGAGAGACCUAGGAAGACUUCUGAGUCUUGCCCGAGUACCCCUGUUGCUGCGCGGCAAGAAAACCUCCUAGCGUUGCCUGGAAACGAGAGUUAUUUCGGCUCCGCAUCUUCAGUCGUAUCUGGAGAGAGCUCGGAAAUGUACUCGAGUUCCGAAGGGAGCGAGGAUAGCUCAGAUCUAAAGACGGACACAGACCGCUCCAUCGAAACCACGAGCUCUGUGGUCCACACUGUCUUAGCCCACGAUGUCAACUCAACAUUGGUCGAGCAGAUGGAACGAAAACUGAGCAUUAUCAGCGGCACCACCCCCGAACCCGAAGCCACGCCCACCGACCAGAACAGAGAACCUUCAAACGCCCCCGAAGUGGAAAACAACAAAAACGAGCAACGCGAAACCGAAAAAGCCUCCACAUCGUCAGAUGCGAAGCCCGAACCGUUCGUAAUUGAAAGACCCAAUAACCAUCACUUUAAGUUUCACAAUCCUUUUACUCACAAAAGCAAGAGCAUUAGCGCGCCCUCAUCGCCUGUAGAGAAACGAGAAGGCUUCGUCUAUCGCUCAUCCAGACGCAUCAGGCGGCAGUGGUCCAAGAUAUCCAAAAGCAACACCAUCAAAAGCUUGUCCCAUUACUCGCUUAUAUCGAAGAAAAAGCAUGCCGACAGCAAAUCUACCAUGAGCCAGCCUGGCUCUUCCUCCGACGUCCCCUCAAAAGCCCCCAGCGAAACUGUCCUGGGGUCCCCCUUCCUUUCAUACACAGAUCUAAUGAGCUUAGACAAAGAAGGUCCUGAGCCUAGCAAAGCAUUUCACCGAAGUGAUGAGAUUCAGUACAACAGAGUCCAAAUGUACAUUGGAUCUGAACCCGCUUCCCGUGCUUCUAUCAGUGUCCCCUCAUCUCCAUAUCAUGGUAAAGAUGACUACAGCAUCAGCGAGCAGAGUCACAGAUCUCAGAAGAGAGAUAAAUUUGCCGUCAAACCCAUAGGGCUCGUUCACACCGCUAUGGAAACGAUUCUCAUGGACAAAGUCCAGGCAUUACUCAUAUCCACCUCUCCCAAACCCAACAGGCAAAGGAAAUUCUUCGAUGACGUCAACGAAAAAUUGGAAAAAGUUGAGGUAGCCCGGAAGAGCAUCGACGAACUUAAACCUGAACAGAAAUACGAUCCGAAUCAAAACAAAAUUCCUCCUGUCGAUGGUAGUGACAAAAAAGCCGUACAAAGCAAAACAUGGUCGCAAGAUCCGAGUGACUCCAAUCUGGAAACCUUAAAUAUUCAAAAAGAUGAGCAUCAUACAUUGUCUAAAGAUCCCAGCGUUUCCAACCUUGAAGCGACCGAACCAACCGAUCCCGAAAUAUUAUCCGAAAACAACGGUAAAAGAUCCUCCGAAUCCGAUUCCAAAAACGGCAAAAAGCUGACGCGUCAAGACAGCGUCCACUCCACUACAGAAUCCGAACGCAAAAUGUCCAACGAAUCCGAAUCUAACAUCGUCAUUCCAUGCAAAUCCUUAACCCAAUGUGGUCCGAUGCUGCAACACUUCCAUCCAAUCAUGAGUGGUUCACACGCGCCUUUAGAGACCAUCCCCUCUUUGCCGGAGAGUUCUAGCGUCGCGCAGAGCUUAGACCUAGACGACGACCUAGAUAUUAACUGUGUUAGUGUGUGUGAUAACACGCAUGCAGCGUGCAGUGACAUUGUCGGCAGGAGUGAGCGAGACAGGGAUAGAGAGAAGGAGCGAGACAGGGGGUCGCCUCGGCACACUCGGCACGAGUCGUGUGGGAAGGAGAUGACCGCCGUCGCCGCGUCGGCUUUGAAUUCGUCGUUGAACUCGACGUCGACGCCGGUCGGGAUGCAUCGCCGGUCGUCCGACUCGGACCUCAGUAUCACGCCUAAAGGAAGCUCUCUAAACGCAUCCGGCAACACCGGAAGCGGCGGUGGCGCCAUCUUGCGGCCGUCCAUGAACAGCAACAACCUGGAGUUAUUGGAGUACCCCUUCCUCACCAUGAGCCAUUAUCCGCACGGGUUCAUCGUCAAUAUUGGAGGCUGCGUCUGCGCACGUUCUGUAAAACUAGUAGACGGCGGGUCAGCCCUCGCCAUGCGCGCCGCCUGGUGGGCUGAGCUAAGAACUGAAGUGAGGGCGCACGCGCGGGCGUUGAGAUGCAACGCGCUACUCGCGUAUAAGGAGACUGCUAAUAUAUGUGAGGAUGUUUGCGUCCUUUCCGCUUCCGGUACGGCGGCUGUCAUAAAUUUGGACUGUGAUUUGAACACAGAAAUAGACGCUAACAUAGCAGGUCAAAACGGCUCAAAGACGGCAGUAGACGAUUUUGAGUCGUUAGAAAGUUGUGGCGUCGCGCACAUCCCAUACUCGCCCGCCGCCGCGCCCUCUUCUGAAAGAUACCAUUGUGGACACUGCCGCCGUGCCCGGGUGCCCUCUGUGCUGCUGGCGACGUGCGCGAAGCCGAACCGACUCACCUCCCACUCCAAAGCCAUCACCUUGACUGCCGUUGCGGCCCGCGCCCGCCGCGCGCCCCCGCAAUCUGAACCUGGCGCCAGAGACAUCUCGGACCAGCUGCCGUUCCUAGAGUAUGAACUGCAUAAGUUGCUGCUAGCCAAGCUAAGGAUGCAGGGUGCAAACGCGAUAUUCAACCUGCAGACGCAGAUAGCGAUAGGCGAGCGCUGUGUGAUGGCCCUGGCGAGUGGAACAGCCGUCCGACUGGCCGCCUUACCGCCGCCCACACCGCCCAGGAUCAAGGCAUCAGAGAAAGACAAAGACGCGCUGGACAUACAGCGGGCCCUGUGGGAUGCCUUCACUGCCAACAAAGCUGCCAAUGGAUACGAUAUAAUUCCGGACGUGAGCCUGGCGCCACUAUCGCUGUCUGACGCGGAAGAGCCGCCCGCGCUUGAACUGUGUGCGGAUAAAGAUGCGGCCUUGUUGGAGCUGGAUGAGGCUGAGGACGUGGAAACGGCGCGCUCGCUAGCCGUGCGGCGGCAGCACAUGCCGGUGUUCUGUUAUGGAAUGAAGCCUAAAGCCGCCGCGCCGCCGCAGGCCUUCGUACAGGUGAUCCGCGCCCGCUUCCCGCUGUCGUCGGUCGGCGGCGCCACCGUCGCGGCGGAGAGACACGUCGCGCGCGCCCUGGACGUAGUCACCUACAAGCUGCGUCGGUUGUCGCCCGCCGCGCUCAUAGAGCCCGCCUUCCAACUGGAGCUGCCUGAGGACGAAAUCCAACUAGUCCUAUCCGGCGCAGCACUACAACUCCAAGACCCAAAUAAACCGGAACCCGCCACCAACGGAACCCACGACGCGUCCAACAACAACGGAACCCCGGCCGACGGACCCCUGGUCCAUAGCCAGGCUAGUGGUGAUGGUGAUGAUGAGAUAUUCGCGUUGGAUGAGGAACAGGCGCCGAGACAGGAGAAGGUUACGGAGAGUUUUGAAGAGAAGAAUGUCGUUUUGAAUGGACAGGUACCAACAACAGUGUCACUGACCUCUCAAGCAGUGAUCCCGGGCGCUAGAAUAGUCCGUCGCAUUUGCCUCCUCCGCCUAUUAUUCGUUCGAGAAACGACCACCGUACGCGAAUUAGGCGGCCUCAGCGGAUUUUUACAUGCACUUACUAGUGAGGUGAUGGCGAUAGUGCGCGCGUACACGGCGGCACUGGGGGGCAACGCGCUGACGUCCUUCUACAUCACGCAACUCAUGCUGCAGGACAACGCGCACAAGAACCAGGGUCAAUGCCUGAUGUCUGUAGGAGGGGAUGUGGUGCACAUCACAUAUUGAAGAAUAG